This is a messenger RNA of Diorhabda sublineata, 1680 nucleotides long. RefSeq lists its product as uncharacterized. NCBI's taxonomy places the organism in Eukaryota, Metazoa, Arthropoda, Insecta, Coleoptera, Chrysomelidae. The coding region runs from base 50 to 1678 and encodes 542 amino acids. The transcript has 3 exons. Gene Ontology annotation, molecular function: protein binding. The record is from RefSeq and is a predicted model, not a curated record.
UAAAUCUAUUUUUGUAUCAAAACAUACAUUACAUUUCAUACAUCUAACGAUGGCUACUCGUCGUAACAGAAACCGAUUUGAGGAAGAAUUGUUCCUGGAAGUGGAUAGACAUUAUUUUAAUUAUGAUUUAGGAGAGGAUAACGGAGACUCAUUAUUGGUUUAUGGUGUAUUGAAGGCUUUAGUUGAGGAAGAUUAUGAUAGAGUGAAAUCACUAGUCAGAAGAGGGCAGUCGAUUAAUAUUAAUGACAGUAGCGGUAACACUCCGUUACACGUCACUGUUCUUAAAGAUAACCUAGAAAUUUUGGAGUUUUUACUUUCACAACCGAGUGUAGAAGUUAACAACAGAAAUUUCACUGGUGAAACUCCUUUGUUAAUAGCUAUAAAAUGUGGAAAUAUCAAAAUAGCUGAAAAGCUGAUACAAUCUGGAGCCAAUGUAAACAUACCGAACUACGAAGAAGUAACUCCAUUACAUAUGUCUGUGAGCCAUGCCCGCUUAGCACAUCUAUUGAUAAAAUCUGGAGCGUAUAUAGACGCAAAAGAUUACAGUGGAGAUACGCCUUUGCAUGAUGCCGUUGCUGAAGAAAAUUUAGAGACUGUUUGUAUGUUAUUAUAUUAUAAUGCCGAUGCAAAUGUACAUGGUGUUAAUAAUCUCACACCUUUUAUGAAAGCUAUUAUCUCAAAAAACGUCGAAAUUCAAGCAGUUUUGAUAGAAUACGUAGAUGAUUUCAAUAUAGAAACAUACGACAACGUUACUACUUUAGCUUUAGCUAUAACGAAUAGAACGCCAUUUGUUGAAGAAAUUAUUUUGGGCGGUGCUGACGUUAACUAUGCUUACGGAUACGAUUUGAUCGACCCAUUUGCUUUGUGCCUCCAAUACCCAAAUGCAAAAACUUUUAGACUAGUUUGGGAUAGACUGAUCUACAACGGGGAUGACAUGUCACUUGGUAGUAUUUUAUGGAGAAUAAGUGGUACUCUGAGGAAAGAUAUUUUUAAACAAUACGUAGAUGUGAUCAUCGAAAGUGAUAACAUAAAUCAAGCUGUGGAAUCGCUUAAUACCGCCGAAGAUUUUUACAUGGUGAUUGUUCGAUUCUGUGAUUUUUUUCAUCAACUUUCUUUAGAUCAAUUAACGAAGUUAACCUGUAGGAUACUUACUUAUGGUUAUAACGCUACUAGUUUUGAUAUGAGUAAAAUAUUUUUGCAUUACGGUUAUUGCGAAUUAUUUCGAAUCAUGCUACACAUGGAUAUUAAAUAUAUUGGAAGAAGACCGCCGGAUACAUCAAGAUUAAUAUACGAUUUAAAUUAUAAGAUGACUGAUUUGCUGGAUCAAUUAGUUGACGUUAUAAACAUUGAAUAUUUACAUAAUACUAUUUAUCAAAUAUUAGAUUACUGUAUUUAUCCCAAAUUAUUGAUUGGAUAUCUGCAAUUGGAAAGAGAUGAUUAUGUAACAUUUAAGAUUCUUCAUUUGCCUAAAAUUCCAUCUUUAUUAGAAUUAGCGAGGAAUACGGCUAGAGAGUACGUCGUUGAAAAAUUUAAAAUAAAAUCUUCAAGGCAGUUUUAUACAAUUAUAAAUUACAUGAAUAUCAAUAAAGUUUACAAAAAAAUAUUAACGUUUGAAAAGAAAUUGUACUUUCCUACGUAUUUAUAUUCAUCAAAAAAAUUAAUAAACGCAUCUGAAUGAAU